AUGGUCCACAUUGGCCCCUUUACGGCAACCACGACCGGACUGUGCCGUUCGCAGCCGGUGCCAACCUCGCUUAACUUCUUACCCUGCCGCUUGAGCAUCAAUAGCAUAACCACAACGACAACGAACACCACAAACAAGUCAUCAAACAAUCAUCAGCAAUGGGGCUCGUGGCGUGGGAGCUUUAUCAUCGGGACUGCUAUCGACAGUGGCCAGAACUACCAGAAGUCAUCGUCAAACGCCCGCCACGACGAAAGACGGACAGAGAUUCUAAAAGUGACACCGCGAGGUUACCAGCUCGUAGUCCACCUGCGAAACACGACCUCAGCAUGCUCGCGACUCUUCGGCAUCCCAGAAUUGGCUGAGGAGAUCUUUCUGCAGCUCGAUCAAUCAGACCUCAUUUGCAGAGCUCAGCAAGUAUGCCGCCAGUGGCACAUCAUCGUGACCACUACCCGAGCGAUCAGUGAGCAUCUAUUCUUGGAUUCGAUCUCGAAUAUUCGGCCCUGGCUGGUCAGAACUAGCAGAUUCCCCGUUCUAAGCACGCAACAGCCCCAUUCGUGGGCAGAAGAUGAGCAGUUGGGCACCUCCCGACCGAUCAUUGAAAAUCCUUUCAUGCCUCUAUUGAGCAUCGAGGAGCCAUGGCCCGAGGCAUUUGCGCGCCCAGAAGCAUCUUGGCGCAAAUUGCUGAUCACUCAACCUGGACUUUCCCGAGUGUUCUGGCACAUCAACGACAAUGCGAUCUGGGCGUAUGAUGAACUAGAGUCACAAGGGCUGAAGACGGGUGGGUUUGCCGAAGGCGGUGCCAUUCACAGAUUAUGCGGAUGGUCAGCAUGGAAGGCGUACGAAAGCCCCAAGCAGCUCAAGACAUUGAAGGCGGAGAUGCGGCUGAGCCGCGAGAGACUGCGAGAAGUGCACGAAUGGAGUCGUGUUACUGAACUACCCGAACAUGAAGUGUGGGAGGAGAAGACGGGAGAGUUACUCGAGCUUCAGCUAUAG
This is a messenger RNA of Fulvia fulva, 993 nucleotides long. RefSeq lists its product as uncharacterized. Lineage: Eukaryota; Fungi; Ascomycota; Dothideomycetes; Mycosphaerellales; Mycosphaerellaceae. The record is from RefSeq and is a predicted model, not a curated record. Gene Ontology annotation, molecular function: protein binding. The coding region runs from base 1 to 993 and encodes 330 amino acids. The transcript has 2 exons.